This is a messenger RNA of Zophobas morio, 1791 nucleotides long. It is a transcript of the gene cbc, whose product is annotated as protein CLP1 homolog. Lineage: Eukaryota; Metazoa; Arthropoda; Insecta; Coleoptera; Tenebrionidae. The record is from RefSeq and is a predicted model, not a curated record. The transcript is spliced from 5 exons. Gene Ontology annotation, biological process: tRNA splicing, via endonucleolytic cleavage and ligation. Bases 265 to 1545 code for a protein of 426 amino acids. Gene Ontology annotation, cellular component: nucleus; mRNA cleavage factor complex. Gene Ontology annotation, molecular function: polynucleotide 5'-hydroxyl-kinase activity.
AAUUCAAAAUUCUUUUAGCAAAAUUUUGAAUAAAUUAUGCACACACAGAUUUAUCAUAAAACAAUCAACAAUGUAAUUUUGAUUCUUUCGAGUCAGCACGUUCUUCUCAUAGUAUUUCGGCUAUAGCGGAACCAGUGACGGAACAUUCACCGUUUAGGACUUUUAGGUUAGCUGUGGUGGUAGUGGUUGUCAUCUGUGGUUGUCAUGGUUGUCAUAAAAUUGAAAUUGUGAGGUUUUGUAUUUGGUGAAGUCGUCUUCGCAAAAAUGGCAUUACACGAAGAUAAAAAGAGUUUAAUACAAGAAUUCAAACUGGAUCAAGACAACGAACUGCGAUUUGAAGUGGAAUCGAAAAAUGAGAAAGUGUACCUAACCUUAAAAAGCGGCAAAGCAGAAGUUUUCGGUACAGAACUAGUAAAGGGCAAAACUUACGAUUUCGCUUCAGGUGCUAAAGUCGCCGUGUAUACUUGGCAUGGAUGUACAAUUGAAAUUAAAGGAAGAACUGAUGUAAGUUACAUUGCAAAGGAGACCCCCAUGGUGACAUACUCGAACUGUCAUGCUGCCUUAGAAUUUAUGCGCGUUGAAGCUGAAAGAGACAACAAAAAAGGCCCGACCACAAUGAUCGUUGGCCCUAAUGACGUUGGUAAAUCGACUGUUUGCCGAAUUUUACUAAAUUAUGCAGUACGAAUGGGGCGACGACCAAUUUUUGUGGAUCUAGAUGUAGGACAAGGGCAGAUUUCUAUUCCUGGGACCAUUGGUGCACUGUUAAUUGAAAGACCGGCAAAUAUUGAUGAGGGGUUUUCACAAGAGGCUCCUUUAGUCUACCAUACAGGACAUAAAUCUCCACAAACAAAUGUUGCAUUAUUCUCUAUGUUAGUGACACAGCUAUCAAAUACUGUAAAGGAGAGACUAGAGAUUAAUAAAAAGACAAGAGCUUCAGGUGUAAUUAUCAACACAUGUGGUUGGAUAAAAGGGACUGGAUAUAAGCAGAUAUUGCACUCAGCUAAAGCGUUUGAAGUUGAUGUCAUAUUAGUCCUCGAUCAGGAAAGGCUUUAUAAUGAAUUGGUUCGUGAUAUGCCUAAAUUUGUCAAAGUCAUUUUCUUACAGAAAAGUGGAGGGGUAGUUGAGAGAUCUAAAAGUGUAAGAUCUGAAGCUCGAGAUCAACGAAUUAGAGAAUAUUUUUAUGGAACACCAAAAAAUUCCAUGUAUCCACAUUCCUUUGAAAUUAAGUGGAGUGAAAUUAAAAUUUAUAAAAUAGGAGCGCCAGCUUUACCAGACUCUUGCCUUCCAUUAGGAAUGAAAGCUGAAGACCAUUUAACCAAACUUGUGCCACUUUCUCCAAAUCCGGGAAUAUUACACCAUCUUUUAGCAAUUAGUUUCACAGAAGGUGAGGAUGAAGACAUCAUUUCCUCACAUGUGGCAGGAUUUGUGUGUGUAACGAAUUUAGACAUGGAUCGACAAACCAUUACAUUACUUUCACCUCAACCAAAACCGCUACCCAAUAAUAUCUUGCUGUUGUCCGAGUUACAAUUUAUGGAUAGUCACUGAUAGUGGCUUAUUUUUCCAAUAGGUAUGUAUAUUUGAGGAGUAAAAUAAUGACUUAUUUAUUUUUGUUGUGAAAAAUGUACACAUACUUUGUGUAAUAAAAAUUAUUUUUGAUAAAGUUGAAUAUGUACCUAAAUAAAAAUCUUGUAAUACAAUAGUACACAGUUUAUAAUCGUUUUAUAUGAUUACUCAACAGUCGAAAGUUGUAAUUCUGUAUUCUGUAGCCAAUAAUAAAAAAUAAAUAAAAUA